Molecule: messenger RNA, 1002 nt
Organism: Coffea eugenioides
Lineage: Eukaryota; Viridiplantae; Streptophyta; Magnoliopsida; Gentianales; Rubiaceae
Product: receptor-like protein 35
Exons: 2
Coding region: 1-1002 (333 amino acids)
Cellular component (GO): plasma membrane
Molecular function (GO): protein binding
Source: RefSeq, a predicted model, not a curated record
AUGGACAUAACUACCGUCCUUUUUCAUCUUGCAUUGCUGCUAAGUCUUCCUACUGUUUCGAUAGCCCUCAUCAAACGUAGCAUCCAAACAGAUCAAUCAGCAUUGUUUGCCUUAAAAUCCCAACUGUUCGAUUCUUCGAAUUUACUGAGGAAAAAUUGGACUGCAAAUGUCUCAGUGUGCAACUGGUUUGGAGUGACAUGCUCCUCUCGCCACCAUAGAGUUGUCUCCUUGAAUCUCUCUUAUUUAGGCCUUCAAGGUAGCAUCCCACCAGAGAUAGGAAACCUCUCUUUUCUCAGUUCCAUUGACCUCAGUGGCAACAAUUUCCAUGGAAAUUUGCCCAUGGAAGAAGGAAUGGUACAUUUACGCAGGCUCAGAUAUAUUAGUCUUGCCAACAACAAUUUUGGUGGAGAGGUUCCUCCGUGGUUUGGCUCUCUGCCUAAUCUUCGAGUCCUGGAUUUAUCAAGUAACAGCUUCGUAGGUGGCAUUCCGAUUUCCCUAUUUAAUGCAUCAAAGUUGGAGUCCAUAAGCAUCAUGUUCAACCAAGUGCAAGGAAAUAUUCCCCGAGAAAUUGGAAAUCUUGGCAACUUGAAGAUCUUAAGAAUGGCAAAUAACCAGCUUACAGGGUUUAUACCACUUACACUUUUCAACAUCUCGUCCUUGCAAAUAGUUAAUUUGACAAAUAACACGCUAACUGGCGACCUUCCAGUGAACCUUUGCUCUGAGCUUUCAAAUCUUCUAGAGUUUUACCUAUCAUCUAACAAAUUAUCAGGUCAAAUUUUGUCACGGUUCGACAAUUGCUCGGAACUUCGAGUUCGAGAACUGUCAUUGAGCAGCAAUGUUUUAAGCGGAACGUUACCAAGAGAAAUUGGGAACUUAACCAUGCUUAAGGUUUUGAGUUUGGGACAGAACACCUUCGCAGGUGGAAUUCCAGCGGAGACUGGUAAGCUUCAGAAUUUGGAGCUGUUAGUUAUUGACGGAUGUGACCUUACUGGUAAGUUCUGA